ACUAUGAAUGCAAGUUACAUAUGCAUGGCCAAAAACUAGUGCUGCAAAACUUUUGAUUUAGUUUUGUAUAAAACCCGGACAUUAUCGAUAAGCUUGUAUCGAUAACUAAGUGUGGACUACACAUUGCAACGAUGUCCGGUGAUUCGCGAGAUAUUAAUGAUCUGUUCGAUGAUAUAGUGCUGACCGAGGAAAAACACGCACGCAAGGGUUACGCGGAGGGUAUCAGCGACGGUAGGGCUCAGGGUAAUCAAGAGGGCUACCAACUAGGCUACGCUCAAGGCGUUCAACUUGGCGAGGAAUUGGGUGCCAUUUACGGCCAAGUGGUGGCCCAACAGCAAUUACCACAUACGGAAAAGUUGCAACGCACAUUGGAACAGCUGCGGCAGCUUAUUGAACAAUUUCCACGUCAAAACAAUCCCGACAAAGACAUCAUUGGCGCUGUGGAGCACAUCCGGAACACGCAUCGGCUACUGCGUGCUUUGUUGGGUACCAAAAAGGGUGCUUCACAGGAGACUGUACACACAACGCAGGAGCGCAAAGAUUACAGUUUCUAGAAGACGACACAAGAUGGCACAA
Messenger RNA from Drosophila hydei, 576 nucleotides. RefSeq names its product protein LTO1 homolog. NCBI's taxonomy places the organism in Eukaryota, Metazoa, Arthropoda, Insecta, Diptera, Drosophilidae. The transcript has a single exon. The coding region runs from base 132 to 554 and encodes 140 amino acids. The record is from RefSeq and is a predicted model, not a curated record.